Molecule: messenger RNA, 1671 nt
Organism: Elaeis guineensis (African oil palm)
Lineage: Eukaryota; Viridiplantae; Streptophyta; Magnoliopsida; Arecales; Arecaceae
Molecular function (GO): DNA-binding transcription factor activity
Source: RefSeq, a predicted model, not a curated record
UCUCUCUCUCCUCUCUAAAGAGGAGCGACGUCCAGCAUGUCCGACUCCCCGUUAAACAAAUCCAAACCCUAAGUUCUUCUCGCUCCCCCUUUCCUAUAAAUACUCCCCCACCCCACAUUCCUCUCUCUCCUCUUUGUUUAUUUCUUCAAUGGCGACUCCGGCAUUCCUCCUCUGGUCCUCCGCUGCUGCCUCCUCCUCCUCCCAGGAGGACAGAAACGACGGCAGCGCCGCGCAGAAUGGACUCCCGCCCCCGCCGGAUCCGGCGGCCAAAGAGUCCUCCCUAGCGAGGCCGAAGCCGAAGAAGGCCUCCAAGGCGGCGGCCCCCAAGAGACCCCCUCAGCGAGGCCUCGGCGUAGCCCAGCUCGAGCGCCUCCGCCUCCAGGAGCGCCCCUCCCGCGAGGUCCAUUCAUUCCCGGGCCAGCUUCCCGUCUACGAUUACUCGCCCGCCGUCGCCCCUCUCGGCGCCUACGGCGCCCCCGCCCCGCCUCCAGCCCCUGCCGGGGUCGCCGCCUACGGCAGUGGUUGGGUGCAGGCGAGGGGGAUGUGCUACAUCCAGCAGUGCCGGCCGGCAAGCCCGGGACUGGCAGGGUACGACGGCGCCGCCGCCUCCACCGUCCGAUCGGUGCUCCACGAGCAGUACUCGUUAGAUCGGUACCGGAUGGGGAUGGCAGGUGGGGAGGGCCGGUUCCAGGUCGGGAGUCCAUUUCCAGAGCCCCCUUCAAACCAAAAGAUGCAGUGCUUCUCCGAUCAGUGCGAGUUCUGUGCCAGGAAGAAGCGCCUGUUCGGCGACAAUCCAGGGUUUAGCGGAAACAACGGCGUGGAUUACUUCGAGAUGGAUCUGGCCGCCGCUAUGGCCGUUGAUCAGGAAUCGCAGGGCUUGUAUGGAUGCGGGCCGAGAAGGGGGAAAGCGAUGAUGGAGAGCAGUGAGACGAUCAAGGAGUUCGACUUCUUCCCCCAGAGCCGGAGCGCGUCCGUGGGACAUUCCGAGUUCGGUAAUCGGGGGGCCGGAGAUGCCUUCUCCUCCUCCUCUUCCUCCGCCGCCGCUUCUCCUAGUUUCAUCGACCUCUCUCUUAAGCUCUCCGUCUAAAAGAGCCCUUCUCUUCUCUUCUCCAACUUCUUCUUCUUGUUCUUGUUGUUGCUGUUGUUUUGUUUUUGUUUGUUUUUUUUUUUUUCUGAAUCCCAACUCUGCUUCUCUUUGGUCUCUGUGAUUAAUGUUAGUGGGUUUUGAUUUCCAUUUGCUUAAUUAUGUUUAUGAAGUGAUUAAUUAGAAGCGGCAGAAAAUAGAAGACCUAGGAGGAGAGCCGUACAGGAGAAGAAAGACGUAAAGAGAGAGAGGUUGGGUGAACGCGGCAUCCAAAAACGAUAGGUUGGUACUUUUCACACUCGCGGUGAUGCUACCGAUUCGAUAACCGCCCUUCCGGGGGCUGUAAAAGAGUAAUACCAGACUGGUAGUUUCCAUGAUGGGUGACUGUGGCUUUUCGGUGAGGGGAAAGAAAGAGGGCAAAGGAGGUUUCCAGAAUCUUUUGAUGCUUGAAUGGUUUGAUGCAACUGAGAAACGGGUGAAGCAUUCUCUAGGUUCGCCUCAUUUUAAGCCUAAGAGGUGGAUGGAAAGGGUGUGGGACGGAGAGAGAGAGAGAGAGAGAGCGAGAGAGAGCGAAUAAUGUGUGUGAG